Nerophis ophidion (straightnose pipefish) is the source of this 1949-nucleotide messenger RNA. RefSeq lists its product as uncharacterized. The coding region runs from base 3 to 1541 and encodes 512 amino acids. The record is from RefSeq and is a predicted model, not a curated record. NCBI's taxonomy places the organism in Eukaryota, Metazoa, Chordata, Actinopteri, Syngnathiformes, Syngnathidae. The transcript has 4 exons.
UCAUGCAUUGCUGCCUCGCCUGCGUCCUGCUCCGACAGCAGCAAGACAACGCCAACAAAUCUCCAUCUGCAGCAUCCUCUAAAGGAGAAGGUCCUCCUACUCCUCCAUCUUCUCGCUGGUCUUCCCUCGCCGCGUUUUCAUCGCCUGUCAGGAAAAAGAGAGUCCCUUCAUUCCCGUUUGAUGAGAAAUGUCAUGACAAACGAUCAACUUCAGACAGCUCCUUUGGAUCUGGUUCCUGUUCGUCCACAUAUGUUCCCGACCACAUCAGUCAGGUCUCUGGGAGAAAACCGAGUUUUGAGAAGAACAACAACAAACACUCUUCAAAAGAUCCGGCAAAGUCCUCCACCGUCUUCUCGCCUGCUCUGACCAACACUUCUCCCUCGGACCUUCUUGAACCAAAGCCAAGCUAUUCUCGCUUUGCGUUCGCGGUCAAGACCGAGGCAACGCCAAGUGCCAUCCUCCAAUCCCCCAGACGCCAUCCGUCCACCAACAUUCAAGCUGAAACGCUUGAAGGAGCAGCUUUCUCUGAAUUUUCCAUGGCAAGUCUGAGUCUGCAUACGACUGACAUCUCAAACAUGCGUCGAGGAAGGAGGUGGGCUUCUUCUAGUCACGCUGCGUACGAGAAAAUGGAUUCUGAGAGGACUGCAACUCGCCGGGUCGCUCCCGCAAAUCUUGCAGAGCAUCUGUCGUCUCAGCGAACCAGGAGAAGGGGUUUACGGAGUCAAAUCGGACAGGAAAAAACUGGAUGGAGAACACCAGAGACGAACCCUGCAUUGACAACAAGUGCUCAGAUGGAUGUGGAAGACCAAGUCAGGCGGUCUUGCUCUGUUUGGAAUGAUCAGGGCAGCCAUGGCUGGUCCUACAGGGGAGAUCCAAACAAGACAUGUCUGGUGCACCCUUUGCGACACGCAUCUGCUGACGUCCGUGACCCAGGUCUUCUUGACAUGUCUUUCACAUCUGCUGACAUCCGUGACCCAGGUCUUCUAAACAUGUCCUUCACAUCUACUGACGUCCGUGACCCAGGUCUUCUAGGCAUGUCUUUCACAUCCACUGACAUCCGUGACCCAGGUCUUCUAGACAUGUCCGUCACAUCUACUGAUGUCCGUGUUCCAGGUCUUCUAGAAAAGUCUUUCACAUCUGCUAACGUCCAUGAUUCAAGUAUUCUAGACAUAUCUUUCAUAUCUGCUGACGUCCGUGAUCCAGGUCUUCUAGACAUGUCCUUCACAUCUACUGACGUCCGUGAUCCAGGUCUUCUAGACAUGUCCUUCACAUCUACUGACGUCCGUGACCCAGGUCUUCAAGACAUGUCUUUCACAUCUACUGACGUCCGUGUUCCAGGUCUUCUAGACAUGUCCUUCACAUCUGCUGACAUCCAUGUUCCAGGUCUUCUGGACACAUCUCAAGAACGUCCCUUCAACUUGGCCAUGUCUAGCGCGUCACCAAGCCGAGGCUGUGUGGAGGAGGACUCCUACUAUUACAUUGCCUUGGAUGAUUCUUAUUAUGAGGGUAAGUGGAGAGACGGAAAGGGGCCGUGGGACUGACACAGACAUUUAGUUACUGACCAUUAGUGACUGAUGUUUAGUUACUGACCUUUACUCACUGACCUUUAGUUACUAACCUUGUGUCCGACUGAUUUAGUUAGUAACUGAAGACUAGUAACUAAAGGUUCAUAACUAAAGGUCAGUCACUCAAGGUCAGUCUCUAAAUGAUAACAACUCAAGGUUAGUAACUGAAUAUUAGUAACCAAAGGUUAGUAACUCAAGGUCACUAACUUAAGGCUACCAACUAAAGGUUAUAAAUGAUAAAUGGGUUGUACUUGUAUAGUGCUUUUCUACCUUCAAGGUAUUCAAAGCGCUUUGACACUACUUCCACAUUUACCCAUUCACACACACAUUCACACACUGAUAGUGGGAGCUGCCAUGCAAGGCGCUAACCAGCACCCAUCAGGA